Molecule: messenger RNA, 2128 nt
Organism: Magallana angulata
Lineage: Eukaryota; Metazoa; Mollusca; Bivalvia; Ostreida; Ostreidae
Product: disintegrin and metalloproteinase domain-containing protein 10 homolog
Exons: 6
Coding region: 1-711 (236 amino acids)
Biological process (GO): membrane protein ectodomain proteolysis; Notch signaling pathway
Cellular component (GO): plasma membrane
Molecular function (GO): metalloendopeptidase activity
Source: RefSeq, a predicted model, not a curated record
AUGACAUUUUGCACAGGCUCCUUGUGUCUGAAGGUCGGAACACCAGAAGAUGGGAUAUCUCCAGGUGAUUGGGAGGAAUGCUUUGUUACACUGCAUGGUGAUCUGACAGUACAACAAAUGGAACAGCUGUGUUAUUUAGCCUGUAAAAAGAAGAAUGACUCUGAUGAUACAUGCUAUGCCACAAACCAGAACCUGGACAGUUCUAAUGCCCUGUAUGCUCUCCUACAAGAUGUCAACCAGCGGAAAAAGUCCAGCGGCGGAAUCAAACUGGCAGCCGGUUCCCCCUGUAACAAUUACCAAGGUUACUGUGAUGUGUUUUCUCGUUGCCGUGGCGUUGAUAAUGAAGGACCACUACAACGACUGAAGAACUUGAUAUUUAACGAAAAAACGCUUGCCAAUAUAAAGAACUGGAUUAUUGAAUAUUGGUGGGCCGUCUUAUUCAUGGCUAUAGGACUUAUCCUGUUUAUGGGAUUGUUCAUCAAGUUCUGUGCCGUGGACACACCCAGCUCAAACCCUAACGCCAAACCAGCCUUGAAAUUGACGGACACACUGAGGCGACGACGUCGUCAGCCAGAGCAACAGUACCGGGCACAGGGCCCAUCGGGACCCCCGCCGCCAUACUCAGCACACGGGGGCCCACCACAAGGACACAGGAAGGGAGCAGGGGUUAAAGGCGGGAGAUACAAUAAUUUAGAAAUGCGCAAAGUUUGAACCAAAUAUCAUCUAAAUUCAAUUCAUCGUAUUUAAUGAUUUUUUUAACGAAUGUACACUAGAAGAACAACAUUUCCAUAUGUGUUUUGAAUGAUGUAGUCCUUUGGUAUUUUUGAUAAUAUUACAUUUGUGUUAAAGAUACAGAUCUAUGUUCAUUUCUUUAUAAAUCAUUAUGCAAACAGAAUUCCUAUUUUCGAGAACAAUAUGAAGGGGUAUAGAGGUUUCAAUUGCCAAUUGUUUUUAUGUUAAAUUAAUUGUCUUCUGUAUUUCUGUAUUUUGGUAGAAUGAUAUUACAUUAAGGCAUUUUUAUCGUUAAUUUUUGGGAGUUUUAGUGCUCAUGCAUACAGUGUUAGUUAUUGUUUACUUUAGUUUUAAUCCAAUCAUGUUAUAAAAUAAAAGGCUAUACUAAUCAUUGUAAUGUAAGCAAAUGUACGUUAAAAAUGUGAUCAGUUGUUUCAAUCGAAUUAAAUAUCUUCGUUAUUAAUUGCGGUAAUAGUAUAACUAUGUUGAGAUGAUGGCCAUAUCGAGUUAAUGUAAAUCAUUUAUGCCCUUUUCUUAUGGAUUAAAAAUAUCACGUUUUUCUAUUGUGUGCUAUUGAACUGACUGGAGCAGAAUUACCGCAUCUUGGAAUGUGACGUAACAAUGGUAUCUGUAUUCUAUUGGUCGUUCUAUUUCCUAGCAUAAUUUGUGAGAAAAGGUUCCAGCUUGUCGUGGACUUUCUCUUAUCAUCAUCUUCCUUUAUUAAUACAUAUCUUUGAAAGUGGCUUUUUGCCACUUAAUUUGUAAACGUUUGUUCAUUAUUUUAACUCUGACUGUAAACCAUUUUAAGUUGUUAUCAGUUUUUUAAAUAUUUCUUACGUAUGUUUGUGUCUUUACUGAGUACAGUAUACGUACAUUUAAGGAACGUGACAAGUCCCUUACAGAAUGCUAGUCACGUUAUCAUAUCCUUGUCAACUUUCAGGAUAGCAGCACUGUAGGAGCACCACGAACUGACACAAGUAGAAACUGCAAUAUAUCCUCUAUUUUAAUUGUAUGCUAUUCAGAAAUACAUUUAACCAAUUUUGAUGAUGUACAGGCGAUAUGUCACUACAUUUUUUAACAAUUGUUUUCACUUUAUUUCCCCCUUUCUAUUUAUUUUAUUUCAUCGCAACUGUAGCCUAAAGAAAAGGACUGGAAUGUUUUGUUGGUUUUUUGCCUGGGUCGUCAAAUGAUUCUUCAAUCGCCGUAAAAAUAAUACAUGUUUGACCUCCUCUCCCAGAGUUUUAACUGUUUCAUAUAUCCCUAUGAUGAAAGUCCCAGGACAUCUACUUAGUGACUUAAUGGUUUAACACAUGUUGUCAUCUAGCCACCUACAAAACCAAACACCUUAUAAUGAUGCUAGUUAUUUAUUUUGCUUAGUGCCAUUCACAGGACGACU